AUGUUGACCGUUAUGAAUUAUUGUGGUUUCGGUUAUAUCAGUAUGAUCAUUAAUCUUUCAGAAGUCUUAAUGGCGUUGUAUCUGUUGAAUCGUUGGAAGAAACGUCCUGGUGGGCCUAUGAAUGCUUCUGCGUUUUUGCUGGCUUUAUCUAGUGAAUAUACACCAAUACGGGAAAAAGAAAUGAUCAUUCGGGCAUUUGACGAUUGGGAUAUUUUAACUUCAACGUGGUUUGAAGUUGCUGAUUAUCUGGAUGUUAUUGAAAAGCUUUAUGAGAAUGAAAAAUUUGAACGACGACAUAUCGCCGCUCUUUUGGCGUCUAAGGUAGCUUAUUGCCUAGGUGAUUACAGUGGUGCUUUGAAUUUGGCUUUGGCGGCGGAAGAUGAAUUUAAGUUAACUCCACGACCUAUGUCGCCAUAUGUUGGAUAUCAGGAUGAACAAUACGUGAAUAAAAUGAUCGAACAAGCUCUUGACACAUAUAUGACCGAUAGAUGUGCCGGAAAUGAAGUUGAUCCUCGCUUAGAAACCUUGAUUAACCGCAUUUUUGAGCGUAACAUGAAGCGAAAGGAACUGCGAUAUGUCAUUGGUCUUGCUUUAGAUACCCGUAGAACGGAUAUGAUUUUAGCAGCCAUAAAGGCAGCUGAAGAUCAAGCUGCUUUAUUGGCAGAGACCGUCUCGAAAGUGUUGGAAUCUCAAAUGAACAGAACUUUUAGGAAUCAAGUUUUGGACCUACUGCUAAAUCUUUUUUCUGAAUUAGAAGAGCCUGAUUUUGUAUCUGUGUGUCAGUGUCUUAUAAAGCUUGAGAAACCGGAUGACGUUGCAGAAAUUCUUAAUCGUCUAGUCGUGAACCAGGGAAACGGACUGUUACUUGCUUAUCAAAUUGCGUUUGAUUUGUAUGAAAACGCUUCUCAACAGUUUAUAAAUAAAAUCGAAAAGGCAUUAAUUGUCGAACCCACAGUUUUUGCAUCUUCUGAAACAAUGCAGACUGACGAUCAACAAUCUGUGGUUACUGAUCUAGUUGAAGCUGUUUGCGGACCAGAAGGAUCAUUGAGUUCGAAAAUUUGUUUGAAGGAUAAUACAGUCCGUGAAAGAUUACGCUCAAUUCUUUGUGGUGAACAAACUAUUAAACAUCAUAUGCAAUUUUUAAUCAAAAAUAACCAUACGGAUAUGUUGAUUUUGAAACAAAUGAAAGAAAGCGUGCGAACAGCAUCUGCCCACAAUGCUACUGUUAUUGCUAAUGGUCUCAUGCAUCUUGGCACCACUACUGACGAUUUUCUGCGAGAUAAUUUGGAUUGGAUUAGUAAGGCGACAAAUUGGAAUAAAUUUAAUGCUGUUGCUUCGCUUGGUCUUAUUCAUAAGGGACAUGAAGCCAAUGCUCAAAAACUUCUAGAACCGUAUUUACCAAAAGGUGAAGCGGACCAGUUUGGUUUCAAGGAGGGUGGUUCACUUUACGCUUACGGAUUAAUACAUGCUAAUCAUGGCAAUGCUGAAGUGAUUGGUUAUUUGCGUGAUCAACUGCAACGAGCAACAACUUCAGCUGUCCGACAUGGUGCAUGUCUGGGAUUAGGUUUGGCGGCAAUGGGAACGCAUGACGAAGAUGUGUAUAUUCAACUGCGAGAUUGUCUUUACCAAGAUGAUGCUGUAACUGGAGAAGCUGCUGGAUUAGCGAUGGGUUUGGUGAUGGUUGGUGGCUUGCAUGGCGGGGCAUUCCAAGAAAUGGUUCAGUAUAUUUGUGACACGCAGCAUGAUAAAAUACAGCGUGGGCUUCGUAGCGGAAUUGCUCUUCUUAUGUAUGGUAGGCAAGAAGAAGCAGAAGGUUUCAUAUCUCAGUUAAUGGUGGAACACAAAUCGAAUGCCAUGCUUCGGUCAACAGCAAUGUGUUGCUUGGCUUUGGCAUAUGCUGGAUCGGGCCAGGCAAAUAUUGUUCGUCGUUUACUAGUUUCCGUAGCCAAUGAUCCCAAUCAAGAUGUCAAACGUUUUGCUGUUAUAGCCAUUGGAUUCGUACUUAGCAAAUUUUAUUAA
Molecule: messenger RNA, 2019 nt
Organism: Dracunculus medinensis (Guinea worm)
Lineage: Eukaryota; Metazoa; Nematoda; Chromadorea; Rhabditida; Dracunculidae
Source: the annotation of a GenBank genome assembly